Molecule: messenger RNA, 552 nt
Organism: Cercopithifilaria johnstoni
Lineage: Eukaryota; Metazoa; Nematoda; Chromadorea; Rhabditida; Onchocercidae
Source: the annotation of a GenBank genome assembly
AUGAUAUCUGCUAUCGAUGCCGAUAAGGGGCUUACUGUCGAAGACAGCAUUUUUCUUGAACUUUCAUGUGUAUUCAUGCAUUCCUCCAAAUUAUCCGUUCGAGUGAAAUUCCGAAAACGUUCUUCACAUAUGAGUGGUCGUACGUUUCUAUGCAUUGCAUGCAUAUCCGAAUUGCUUAUCGCAUACCUUGCAUAUGUGGCUUUUUUCACCGGUAUGUAUCCUCAUAUGGCAUCUCAGAUUGCUUGCAUAUCUGAAUUGCUUAUCGCAUACCUUGCAUAUGUGAUUGUUUGCAUAUCCGAAUUGCUUAUCGCAUAUCUUGCAUGUGUAAUUCUUUUCACCAGUAUGCAUCGUCAUAUGGCAUUUCAGAUUGCUAGCAUAUUUGAAUUGCAUAUCGCAUACCUUGCAUGUGUGGUUGGUUAUUUUAUUGCCGGUUUGUUUGUUGAAUUUCAAUGUAACAAAAGUGAUUCUGUGGUUCAAUGCACAAAACUUUUGCGUUUCACUUUGCGUUUUGCAGCAGAAUAUGAUCACAAAACACCGAAUACAUAUAAGUAA